Oikopleura dioica is the source of this 291-nucleotide messenger RNA. NCBI's taxonomy places the organism in Eukaryota, Metazoa, Chordata, Appendicularia, Copelata, Oikopleuridae. The record is from the annotation of a GenBank genome assembly.
AUGUCGGAAGUUGAUGAAACCAUCAAGCGUCUCCAGUCACACAAGGGCGUCACUGGCUUGAUCGUUAUCGACAAAGAAGGCAUUCCAAUGAGAACCACUUUGGAUAACUCUACCACCGUCCAGUACGCCGGUCUUAUCACACAACUCGCUGCUAAAGCGCGAUCUGUCGUCCGUGAUAUUGACCCUCAGAACGAUCUGACAUUCGUUAGAGUUCGAAGUAAAAAGUACGAAAUCAUCAUCGCUCCAGAAAAAGAGUUCCUUCUGAUCGUCAUUCAAAAUCCCAACGAGUAA